AUGGCAUUCCGUGGAAUUUCAUACGGGCUGAGCGCCGAGGUCGCCACCAAGAUUGCAUCGAAGCGGGACCCGGAACUCGAGGGACAAAUUCUUAGCUGGAUAGAAGACGUAGUAGGCGAGAAAUCGCCACACGGAUCCUACGAGGAGGUGCUAAGAGACGGCAUCAUUCUGUGCAAAUUGAUGAACGCGAUCAGUCCUGGGAGCAUAAAGAAGUACCACACAUCGGGAACGCACUUCAAAAAGAUGGAAAAUCUCACCAAGUUCACCAUCGCGUGUAAGGAGUACGGCGUCGAUGAAGCUGACUUAUUCCAAUCGGUAGACUUGUGGGAGAGACGGAACAUACCUCAGGUCUCUCAAUGCAUUUUGGCGUUGGGUCGAACGUGUUAUUCGCACCAGGAGUACGCUGGUCCUUGUCUCGGGCCGAGGCCCGCAGAUCGACAAGUGAGGCAAUUCACUCGAGAGCAGUUACGGGCCGGGCAGUCUACAAUCAACCUGCAGUAUGGAACGAACAAAGGAGCGACUCAAUCAGGACAGAACUUCGGCCUGACGCGACACAUGUGAUCGAACCCAGGUGGAAUGAUGAUUCGAGUUACGUCAUGAAUUCAUCAUUGGGCUCUCUCGCUUGUGGGAAGCGAUCGUCUCCCGGAAAAUAUUCGUCUGGUAUCCUUGUACAAUGGAUGUAAAUAAAAGUGCCGAGUCACUUGAG
Galendromus occidentalis (western predatory mite) is the source of this 706-nucleotide messenger RNA. RefSeq names its product muscle-specific protein 20. Gene Ontology annotation, biological process: actomyosin structure organization; actin filament organization. Gene Ontology annotation, molecular function: actin filament binding. Gene Ontology annotation, cellular component: actin cytoskeleton. The coding region runs from base 1 to 561 and encodes 186 amino acids. Lineage: Eukaryota; Metazoa; Arthropoda; Arachnida; Mesostigmata; Phytoseiidae. The transcript is spliced from 4 exons. The record is from RefSeq and is a predicted model, not a curated record.